Messenger RNA from Xenopus tropicalis (tropical clawed frog), 2222 nucleotides. RefSeq names its product solute carrier family 22 (organic anion transporter), member 6 (gene slc22a6). NCBI's taxonomy places the organism in Eukaryota, Metazoa, Chordata, Amphibia, Anura, Pipidae. The record is from RefSeq and is a predicted model, not a curated record. Gene Ontology annotation, cellular component: endomembrane system; membrane. Gene Ontology annotation, molecular function: transmembrane transporter activity. Gene Ontology annotation, biological process: transmembrane transport. The transcript has 10 exons. Bases 129 to 1787 code for a protein of 552 amino acids.
UUCAUAACUUUCAAUUCCAAACCUCUGAAUAGAAGUGGAACAUACAGGUUUUUAAAGGGACUCAAUGGUAUAACAAAGUGUAACAGUAGAACAUACUCUAUAAUUUGUGAAGAGCAGCAUUUAUAGAAAUGGCUUUUCAGGAGAUCCUUGAGUCCAUAGGAGGGAUGGGACGUUACCAGGUAAUUCAUGUUGUUCUUCUUUCCCUGCCUGUGUUCAUGUUGGCCAGUCACAAUCUCAUGCAGAAUUUCACAGCCGCCAUCCCGAGACACCGCUGUCAAAUCAAUGGGUCAUUUGAGGAGACUAACUUUACCGGACCAUGGCUUCGGGCCUUAGUUCCCAUGAAACCUACUGGAGAAUUUUCAAAGUGUCUCAGGUACACCACACCUCAAUAUCACCUGCUCAUGGACAACUUUACCCAGAAUGUGGAUGAGUUGGAGACAGAAACUUGUGUAGAUGGCUGGGUCUAUGAUCAUAGUGAGUUUGCUUCUACUAUUAUUACCCAGUGGGAUCUGGUCUGCAACCACCGCAGAAUGAGACAGGUGGCUCAGUCCAUUUACAUGGCAGGGGUGCUGGUUGGUUCUGUUGUCUUUGGCGGACUAUCAGAUAAGUUUGGGCGCAGGCCACUGAAUAUCUGGUCAAACCUACAGAUGUCUGUGACUGGAAUUUGCGCGGCCUUUUCUCCAAACUACAUCUGGUAUUGCAUCUUUCGUUUCCUUACAGGAACUGCGCUCUCUGGGAUUGUGCUGAACUCCUACUCUUUGAUUGUAGAAUGGAUCCCCACUGGUAACCGAGCUUUCACUAGCACUGCCACUGGGUACUGUUACACCAUGGGACAACUGGUCUUGGUCGGACUAGCAUUUAUGAUCAGAGACUGGCAUUGGCUGCAACUGGCAGCUUCCCUUCCUUUCUUCUUCUACUUUUUGUAUUCAUGGUGGAUCCCAGAAUCUGGUCGGUGGCUUGUUCUUUCUGGUAAACCGGAAGUAGCCUGUAAAGCCCUGAAGAAAGUUGCUAAGAUUAAUGGAAAGAAAGAGGCAGGUGAAAAGCUCACAGUGGAGGUCCUGAAGUCGAGUAUGCAGAGAGAAAUCAGUGCUUCCAAACACUCUACUUAUUCUGUGUUGGAUUUGGUUAGGACCCCUGUAGUCCGGCGAAUAUCCUUUUGUAUUUCAUGUACUUGGUUCUCAACCAGUUUUGCCUAUUAUGGGCUGGCAUUGGACUUGCAGAGUUUUGGUGUCAGCAUCUAUAUCAUUCAGAUCAUUUUUGGCACUGUUGACAUUCCAGCAAAAUUUUUUUCCUAUUUUGUGAUGACUUACAUUGGGAGACGUGUCCUACAAGCUCUCACCCUAAUCCUGGCUGGUAUUGCCAUCUUAGUCAACAUAUGUGUACCUCAAGACUAUCAAACAGUGCGGACCUCAAUGGCUGUUUUCGGAAAAGGAUGCCUAGCUGCAUCAUUCAACUGUCUGUUCCUAUACACAGGAGAGCUAUACCCAACAGUGAUCAGGCAGUCGGGAAUGGGACUGGGUACAAUGAUGGCUCGGCUGGGAGGAAUUAUUGCUCCUCUUGCUCAGAUGACUGGUGAUAUCUAUCACUCCCUGCCACUAAUUAUUUUUGGCUGUCUACCCAUACUGUCUGGAAUUGCUGGGUGUUUUUUGCCAGAGACACUUGGGGUCCCUCUGCCUGAGACAAUAGAAGAUGUUGAGAGCUCUGAUAAGAAACAAAAGAAUGUCGAACUCAGUGCAAAGAUGCCUUUGAAAGAAACAGAGCUGGCCAACUGGAAAACUGAAGUGUAAAGGGAUCCAUUACAUCUUCUCAAAGCAGGAGGCCACAGAAGCACAGAAGAACCAUGAGAACCUCAGCUCUAGUCCUAGAUCCUUCGGUUGUCCUAGACAGCAUUGCAGCAUCACUAUACCACUGACUGGUUCUGUAAUGUGAUACUUGCCAUCAGGAGAAUGCAGCUUCAUUGUAUUGAGACUAAUACAGUAUAUCUUCAAUUAACCUGGUAGAAAAUACAAAUAGCCAUCAUUACGAAACAAGAUGUUUGCUGCAUAUUAGAGAGAGGCCCAACAUACAUAGGCCAUAAUUGUCCAUAAUUUAGUACUUUAUAUUCUGUGUAUCAUUAUACUGACCCCCUCGCUCUCUUUUUACAAAGAUAGAACGUCCGUAUGAUGAUAUAAUGUACUACCACUGUAUAAAAUGCUUGUUAUAAAAACCAAACUGUUGUUGAA